Molecule: messenger RNA, 1131 nt
Organism: Fonsecaea nubica
Lineage: Eukaryota; Fungi; Ascomycota; Eurotiomycetes; Chaetothyriales; Herpotrichiellaceae
Exons: 2
Coding region: 1-1131 (376 amino acids)
Source: RefSeq, a predicted model, not a curated record
AUGUACCGCUUGAACGGUUCCGCCCUUCAAAACAGGUCUGCCUGUGUCCCUGCAUCGACUGGAGAGGAUGGUCAUGGUCCCAAACAAAGCGAUCAAGCCCGGGCGUUGGCCCUGCAAGCAAUGCGGAUGUCGAUGCUGGUGGCGCUUGAGGCAAAGAAUCCUCCGAGUUCUACGCGUUCCACUUCCAUGACCGACGCCGAUUUGACCGCGGGAGUGUGGCAACCCACAGCUGCUUCACACCAAUCCACCGAAUCACCCGAACCGGCCGCUUUUCGGUUCUGGAGAGAGAUCCGAGCGAGGCGAGAAACACUAGAACUCUUCUUGGGACACGUAUUCGCGCUGAAACCAACGCCCGGCGACGUCGUCCGGCCUUUCUACCGGCAAGGGAAAUUGGCCGGGUACAUCAGGACGGGGUCCGCGGACAUGGUCGAGCAGGACAACGUCGACCUGCGCGCCAUGCGGGUCAGCAGGGAAUUCCGCGACGUCGGCAGCCGCCUGGUCUACGGGCGAUACACGUUCCGCUUCGACAACGCCCAAAACUGCCGGUGGUGGACCAAGCACGUCGGCCGCCAAAACUUUGCCAACCUGCGCACGGUCAGUGUCCGCGUGAACUCCGGGUGGAGCGUGCCCUGCGACGACAUCUGCAGCGUGGACCUGUGCUUUGAAGAACAGUGGCAACGCUUCUUCACGUGGAUGAGGUAUCGCCACCGGAUGGACGCGCUGGUCCUCGACUUUUCGCCGUGGAGACCCGUCCCGACGUACAGAGACUUGAGCGACAAGCGGAGAGCAGAGGUCGCCGAGUGGCGAGACUCGUUGCUCGCCACGCUGUCCGAACUCCGUGACUUCACGGUCGUCAAGAUCGUCGACCGCCAUGAAGUCGCCAUCCCCGCCGCAGACAAGGACCAGUGGUGCGCGACCAUGACAGAGGCCCGCGAAACACCACCACCUCCUCCCCCGGUCGAUACAACGUCCAUGCCACUCGGACAGACCUUGAAGCAUCUCCGGGAGAUGAGGAGACAGCAAGAGUACCGUGAACGGCUCGACCGCGGCGAACAGAAGCAAAAGCGAAAAGAGAAGAAACAGCAGAAGAGGUUACUGAGGCAGAGCCAGAUCGACGAGAACAGCAGCUAA